Molecule: messenger RNA, 1764 nt
Organism: Sarcophilus harrisii (Tasmanian devil)
Lineage: Eukaryota; Metazoa; Chordata; Mammalia; Dasyuromorphia; Dasyuridae
Product: ras protein let-60-like
Exons: 1
Coding region: 33-659 (208 amino acids)
Biological process (GO): Ras protein signal transduction
Cellular component (GO): plasma membrane
Molecular function (GO): GDP binding; GTPase activity; GTP binding
Source: RefSeq, a predicted model, not a curated record
ACUAGAGACCACUUGAGCCCUUUCCAGUUCUCAUGGCUUCUUGUGUCCAUACCUCCAUAGGUGAUCCAGAUGAACACAGACUCGUGAUGUAUAAGAUGGUGGUAAUGGGCACCUGUUAUGUGGGCAAGAGUGCAUUGACCAUUCAGUUUACUAAGAAUAAUUUUAUAACUCAAUAUGACCCCACAGUCCAAGAUUUUUACAGUAAGGACACAGUGGUAGAUGAAGAGCCGUGCCAGCUGGACAUCGUGGAUUCCACAGGCACUGAAAUAUUUUUCUCUCUGAGGGACCAGAAUGUGCGCUGGGGAGAGGGCUUCCUUGUUGUCUAUGGUGUGAGUGACCUCUACUCUUUUGAGAAUGUGACUAUCCUUUGGGACCAUGUGCGGAGUCUCAAGCACGCCAAUCGUGUACCCAUGGUGUUGGUGGCCAACAAAGUAGACGUGACCGACAGGCUGGUGGACCCCAGACAGGGCCAGGAGGUGGCCAGGAGCUUAGGGGUCCCUUAUGUGGAGACGUCAGCCAAGACUGGGGAAGGUGUGGAACAAGCCUUCCAUGAGCUGGUUGUUGAAAUUCGUAAGAUCCGAGCUGAGGAGGAACACAAGAAACUCGCUAAAGCUAAGUGGAGGAAGACCUGUGGGUGCAAGUGUUGCACAAUCCAGUGAGCAGGUACACCCUUACUCUGAUCCUGCCCCUUAAUUCCCCUCUCACCUGGCCCAGCCUUCCAGACCUUCAUCUGGACCCUUCUUUUUGCCUGCUCUUCACUGCCAAGUCCUUUUGACCCUUAUCAGGAUUUCUCCAGGGGCCUCUUGGAGGGACCCAUCUGCAUUUCUUCCGUAAGGACUUUUGGAUUUUUGUUUUUGUUUCCCCUUUUGGGCAGGAAUGACUACUUCACUGCCUGGGUAUUCUGACCAGGCAAGAAAAGACUCCAUUCCUCCUUGAGUGUGCAGCCUCCCCCCUGCCUCUCAGGCUGCCAGAGGCCCCAGAGACAGCCAGCUCCCUGGAUGCUUUCUGUCUAAUCUGGCCCUCAUCUUCUGCAGCCUCCUCUGUCUUCCUGGAGUCUGUGUGUGGGAUUUUCUUUAUUGGGCAUUCCCCUGCUCUCCCAAUAGAUACCCUGCCUCUGGAGACCAGGGCAAAAGUGAUUCUCCCUCCUGUCCCUGGGCUUUGUGUAUUUGCUGUCUGGAGCCAGAUCACCACCUGUUGUGGCCCAGAAGACCUUGUUUGUGGUUUUGGUGAGGAGCCCUGCUUUGAAGUGGUCCCCAUUCAGUGACGCUCAAGACCAGACUGUGGGAAUAUGUAUUUUGUUUUGUUUUGGUUUGAUUUUGCUUACUCACAUUGAGUAUGUGUCACCCCUUGUUCUCAAUUUGGUUUUCAUCUGGAGCACUGUGGAUAUUAGCGAGGGAUUGGGGUGGAAUGGAGCUGCCUCCUCCCAGCAGGAUGCCUUUAGACAUAAGUGCCAUUAAAAUUAUAAUUUCUGUUUUAGCAGCCAGAUAAAGUCCCUUUAGACAUUGCAAGUUGAAUUACUUUAAUUGCCUCCAAGAGAAGUGGAGUGGAGGGGCUUGGCUGUAAAUCUUCUGAGCAGAUACCUCACAGCUGCAGUUCAGGUGGGGGUCUGCUUAAGAACCUCUUGACAGGGGCAUCUUAGUAUUACCUCAGGAGUUCAGGUGAAAAGGGCAGUGGGUGAUUCUCUGAUUUCAGUUAAAAGUAUUAAGGAUGCUAAAGUUACUAGUUUGACUUUGGGGGUGGGGAGUGAGUAGGAAGAAGAUUUCA